AUGGCGGACCUCAGGCAGUUCAUUGGUGACAACCUCGUGCGGGUAAGUGGGGCACCUUCUACGUCGCACGCGAAGCUGACAUCACAGCUGCUCGGCUCUGCUGAUAGCGCCGUCACCGAUUUCGUCCACUCAGCUGGUAAGAACAAGCAGGCAGAGUCUAGCGCUGACAUGGUAGCUCUCUCCGCUAAAACACCUGGUGAUCUUUACAACCAGCUGCUGGCUGCUGGUCUCUCCGAGUCCCCCGACACUCAAGCUUUCGCCACCCAAGUUCACGGCUUGGUUCCUCGAAAGACGAAGACGAAGAAGCCGAAGGUCGCGCCGACAGUCAACACUCAGAAGUUUACGUUUGUGACCGAGGAAGAGGAGCGGAUUUCGAAAAAGAAGAAGAGCAAGAGCAAGGAUAAGGACCGUGAAGUCGCUUCCCAUAAGCUUGAACGAUCAUCAAGAAAGCGCGACACCGAGGGCAACUGGGAUUCUGACCCCGAAGACUUAGAACCAGAGCCACCAAAACGUGCCCGAUUCGAUUCUCCUGUCCGUGAUGAGGAGCCGCCGGAGCCUGAGGAGACUGAGGAGGAGCGGUUGGAGAGGGAGCGGUUGGAAGAUCUCGCAGAGCGAGAUGCGUUCGCCGAGCGCAUGAAGAACAAAGAUCAAGAUCGGACGAAGAAGAUCGUUCAAGACCGAUCCAACGAGGGCACGGAGGAGGCUGCUCGUCGGCAGCUGUUCGCAGAGGAUGCCGAGGCGCGGAGAGAGGUCAUGCCGGAUCUUCGAGAACGCUCCCGACAGUCGUACCUGCAGAAGCGUGAAGAGCAGCGCUUGGACUUGCUCAAGCUCGAAGUGGAGGACGAAAAGAUCUUGUUCCGAGGACAAAAGCUGUCGAAGAGGGAAAUCGAGGAGCACGAACGCAAGAUCGAGCUCAUCAAGAUCCUCGAGGAGCGCAAGAAGAUCGACGAUGGCACGGACGGCUACAUGCUCCCUGAGGACUACAUCACAGAGCAGGGUCGUCUCGAUUCGAAGAAGAAGAAGAACGCCCUGUAUCAGCGCUACGAGGAAAGGGACAAAAAUAAGGAGGCUUUCGCGACCGACGUGGAUACCUGGGAGGAGUCUCAGCGGUACCGCACGGACUUUGUCACUGGAGCUCUAGACAAAGAGGUCGUCGACGAGAACGAUGGCUAUGACUACGUUUUCGAUGAGAGUCAGGGUAUCCAGUUCUUGCAGGAGGGCGGUUUGGACGGUACGCUCAACCCUGAGGCUGAAGCUUUGCUCGCCCAGGUCGAGGAGGCGGAGAAGAAGCACCAGUCCAUCCAGGACACGCGAAAGUCGCUACCUGUGUACGAGUUCCGUGAUGAGCUGUUGGAGGCCAUCGCUGAGCAUCAGGUGCUUAUCGUUGUCGCCGAAACAGGUUCGGGCAAGACGACCCAACUUCCUCAGUAUUUGCACGAGGCCGGGUACACUGCAGGCGGCAUGAAGGUAGGUUGCACGCAACCGCGUCGUGUCGCCGCCAUGUCCGUUGCUGCCCGUGUCGCUGAAGAAGUUGGCUGCCGUCUGGGUCAAGAAGUCGGCUACUCGAUCCGUUUCGAGGACAUGACUAGCGACAAGACGGUGCUCAAGUAUAUGACGGACGGUAUGCUCCUCCGUGAGUUCUUGACGGACCCCGAGCUCUCAACGUAUUCUGCGCUUGUCAUCGACGAGGCGCACGAGCGAACACUCUCCACGGAUAUUCUCUUCGGACUCAUCAAGGACAUUGCCCGAUUCCGACCAGAGCUGAAGCUUCUGAUCUCCAGCGCUACUCUCAAUGCGCAAAAGUUCAGUCAGUUCUUCGACGACGCUCCCAUCUUCGACAUUCCAGGCCGCCGCUUCCCCGUCGACAUGUUCUACACUCAGCAGCCUGAAGCCAACUACAUUCACGCUGCCGUCACGACCAUUCUCCAGAUCCACACAACCCAACCGAAGGGUGACAUCCUCUUGUUCCUGACAGGUCAAGAUGAGAUCGAGGCUUGCGAGGAGAAUCUCAAGGAGACCAUGUACGCUCUCGGCGACAAGGUGCCUGAGCUUAUCAUCGCACCUAUCUACGCCAACCUUCCGAGCGAAAUGCAGACGAAGAUCUUCGAGCCGACACCAGAAGGCGCGCGCAAAGUCGUCUUGGCCACCAACAUUGCUGAGACGUCGAUUACAAUCGAUGGCGUAGUUUAUGUCAUCGACCCGGGCUUCGUCAAGCAGAAUAACUACAAUCCCAAAACAGGAAUGUCGUCGCUGGUGGUGGAGCCAAUCUCUCGCGCCUCUGCGAAUCAGCGUGCGGGUCGUGCCGGACGUGUCGGACCUGGUAAGGCGUUCAGACUGUACACCAAGUGGGCGUACAAGAAUGAAUUGCUGGAGGACACGAUACCAGAGAUCCAACGAACCAACCUCGGCAUGGUCGUGCUGAUGCUGAAGUCGCUCGGCAUUAACGACAUCCUCAACUUUGAGUUCCUGGACAAGCCGCCAGCCGAGACGAUCAUCCGGUCGUUCGAAAUGCUGUACGCGCUCGGAGCGCUCAACCACAAGGGCGAGCUGACCCGUCUCGGUCGCCGCAUGGCCGAGUUCCCCGUCGACCCGAUGCUCUCGAAGGCGAUCAUCAACAGCGAGAAUUUCAAGUGCACGCACGAGGUGCUCAUCAUCAUUUCGAUGCUGCAGGAGUCGGGAUCGCUCCUGUACCGGCCGAAGGACAAGCGUGUGCAUGCCGACAAGGCGCACAAGAAUUUCCAGAAGCCAGGAGGCGACCACUUCACGCUGCUCAACAUCUUCGAGCAGUGGGCUGAGGCGGGCUAUGGCCAGCAGUUCUGCUAUGAGAACUUCGUGCAGUACAAGUCUCUCUGUCGCGUGCGUGACAUCCGCGAUCAGCUGGCGAGUCUUUGCGACCGAGUUGAAGUUGUGAUCGAGAGCUGCCCGAAUGACGUUGUCCCCGUCCAGAAGGCGAUCACGGCUGGCUACUUCUACAACACUGCGCGCCUCGACAAGGGUGGUGGCUACAAGACCACGAAGAACAACCACACCGUCUACAUGCACCCGUCGUCGGGUCUCAUUGGCAUGCAGCCCCCGCCGCGCUUCAUCCUGUACUACGAGCUCGUCCUUACGAGCAAGGAAUACAUGCGCCAGUGCAUGCCGAUCGAGGGAGAGUGGCUGUACGAGCUCGCGCCGCAUUACUUCAACCGCGGCGACGUGCAGAAGAUGAUGGGAAGCGCGAGCAGCGUCAAGAUGCCGAAGCAGAUCAAGCCGGCCCCAGGACCGCAGGAUGUGAAGUAG
Messenger RNA from Trichosporon asahii var. asahii CBS 2479, 3279 nucleotides. RefSeq lists its product as uncharacterized. Bases 1 to 3279 code for a protein of 1092 amino acids. The record is from RefSeq and is a predicted model, not a curated record. Gene Ontology annotation, cellular component: intracellular anatomical structure; catalytic step 2 spliceosome. Gene Ontology annotation, molecular function: RNA binding; ATP binding. Lineage: Eukaryota; Fungi; Basidiomycota; Tremellomycetes; Trichosporonales; Trichosporonaceae. The transcript has a single exon.